GCAACCCAUCCAUUUCCAAGGCCCCCUAUCGGAUCGACCACAGGAGCCACCUAGCUAGCCCUGUGUGAGGACGGAACGGCGGCGAUGCAGGCGGCGGCCAUGCGCGGCGCCCCGCAGUGGCUGCGCGGCCUGCUAUCGGAGGAGUUCUUCGACGCGUGCGCCGCGCACCCGGGAGAGCGCAAGAAUGACAAGAACCACUUCUGCAUCGACUGCGCCGCUGCGUUGUGCCGCCAUUGCCUCCCUCACGAACACGCACACGACGUCCUCCAGAUAUGGAAGUACGCGUCCUGCUUUGUCGUGCGCGUUGACGAUCUGAAGGUCUUCGAUUGCACCGGCAUCCAGUCGCACACGGUGAGCGACCACGAGGUGGUGUUCCUGAACGAGCGCACGGCGAGGAAGCGAUCCGCGAGCGCGGAGAACCCCUGCGCCGCGUGCGCACGGCCGCUCCUCUCCGGCCACGACUACUGUUCACUCUUCUGCAAGGUGAAGCAUCUGGGGGAGAGCGAGCACGGGCUAAGGCGCGCACUACGCGUGAGCCGGCAAGAGGUGGCUCCCACGUCGGAGCCGCAGAGCGGGAAGAGGAGGCCGUUGUCGUCGUCGUCGUCGGACUCGGGGCCGAGCUGUAGCGGAUCGUUCCGGAAGCGGAGUCGAAAGCAGUCUGAGCCUACGCAGGCGCCAUUCUAUUAACACCUGGGGGGGUUCUGUGGCUAGGUUGAUGCAUGCAUGCAUGCAUGCUUGCCCUUGCGGUUGCCUGGCUAGACAAAAUCGAAUGCAUUUACAGGCAGCAUAUUUCUCCCAGGCAAAUGAUUCAGGGUUACAACCAUGCAUGCCCUGUUUUACCUGAGCCGAGAAUAACACUACAUAAGGAUGCGAGAAUUGAAUAGGUAGGAGAUAUGUCAAACAGGUUGUAAAUUUGUUAGGAGGACGACAGUUAGUUACUUUUUUCGGACUCAAGUAGUACACGCAGAACUAGUACCAGGAGCUGGCUCUAUUAUUGAUUCAUUACCAUAUUUGAUUA
Messenger RNA from Sorghum bicolor (sorghum), 1018 nucleotides. RefSeq lists its product as uncharacterized. Bases 85 to 687 code for a protein of 200 amino acids. Lineage: Eukaryota; Viridiplantae; Streptophyta; Magnoliopsida; Poales; Poaceae. The transcript is spliced from 4 exons. The record is from RefSeq and is a predicted model, not a curated record.